CUGAAUCGAUACCCUUCAUAUACACUUUGUAAAUUUCUGUGUCCUUUAAUAAUUUCAAUCGAGAAAUAUUUUGUAAUUCAAUCCAUCUACAAAUAAAUAUAUAAAAGAGUCAACUACCAAAUAUCAGUCAGUUGAUAAGGAAUUAUUCCAGUGACAACCAAGUAGCGGAUUUAGUGAAUAGUGAAUUCAAAGGAAACGAGUGAAACGAUGCUCAAUUUAAGAAGAAUGUUUCUAAUAUUCUCCACAUUUCUUCUUGCUCAAUGCAUCACAAGGAGCAACACGUAUAUUAAAAAUACCAACGUAGAAGAUCUCGAGAUGUCAGCAUCAGGAUAUUCUUAUCAAACAAAAUCUGGAGCUCCAUUCGAUUAUAACUCGUUUUCGAGCAAAUCCCACGACAGUCCUCACGAAUACGAUACAAUAGGAAGAUAUUAUAAUCAACCUGUACCGCUUAAUUCGCUUCCGUUAUCACCGAAUUUCCUUUCGAAUAUUAAUUCCGAAGAUGUCGAUUCAUAUGGAGAAAUACCCGUUCCCUAUGCUAAGGGAUUCGACGAAUUUAUGGAUGGCAACUUCCCAGAAUCAAAUCAUUACGGGCAGCAAUCAACAAACUUCAUCAAAGGCGGCGGAUCAAAUUACGAAGACGCCGAAAGGGCAAGCAGUGGAGAAAAAGGAACAAAAGGAUAUUUAAAUCGAGACGAAUUCUCGAAAGGCCUGAAGGGUCGUCACCAAAACGACCAAAGAAAAGGAUUUUAUGACGUACUUGGUGGAGAUAAACUCAGUCACAACCAACAAGAAGGACACUACGCCAGCGAACAUCAUUCAGGUCAUGCUAAUAAGGGAGGAUCCUUCUCUGAGGAAAACAGCCACGAUAAAGGGUCGAAAACGACUGGUUAUCACAAAGUUUAUCACAAGGAUGAAUACAAAAAGGACAAAAGCUUCUAUGAUAAAAAGGAUAAGAAAGGAUAUUUCAACAGAUAUGGUGACGCGAAUUCUAAAGAAGAAUCAAGUUCUGGAGCGGUUGUUAAUGGUAAAUCAGUCGAUGACAGUUUUAGACAAGGCAAAUUUGGCGUCCAAGGAGUAAGAGAACAAGGAAAAUCUCUAGAGGAAUCUAGUGGAUAUAAUGGUGCUGAUGGUGAAGUUAAAUUUUAUAAGAAUGGCGCUUCUUAUGCAAAUAAAGCUGGUAAAUCGCAAAAUAAGGAAAUCGGUUUUAGUGACAAUAAAGGUGAAUAUUAUCAAAAAAAAAUAGGUGAUUCCCCUAUAUUGUAAUCAAAUUCAAUUUGAUGAACCAUUAUUACUUAUUUAUUCAAUAUUUUUUUAUUGUUUUUUGAAUAAUUUGAAAUCAAGUUUGUUAUAGAUUGUUAUUUAUUCGCUUAUAAAUUGAAAUUUUUUUAAAGACUAUUGAGUCUGCAAAUAUAUGACGUAUUCCGC
This is a messenger RNA of Diorhabda carinulata, 1425 nucleotides long. RefSeq lists its product as uncharacterized. The coding region runs from base 208 to 1263 and encodes 351 amino acids. Lineage: Eukaryota; Metazoa; Arthropoda; Insecta; Coleoptera; Chrysomelidae. The transcript has 5 exons. The record is from RefSeq and is a predicted model, not a curated record.